GUGGCCCCCGUUUCGCUCGCCUGCCUUUCCCUAGGUCCGCUUUCCGGGCCUCUAGCCAAGCCGGGAGGGAGGCGAAGGUGACUGAGGCUGCGGCGGCGAAGGCGUAGGUGGGGAGUGCGGACGCGGGGGCUGCGUGCUCUGGGAGCCGAGGAGCCGAGGUGCGGGCGGGGGGAAGCAGCUGCGCCGCGGUUGCCUUGAACCCACCCCCCACUCCACCGCGGCCACCCCCUCUCUGCUGCCCACCCCCCCCCCCCUGCCCAGACGUCUGAGCUGCGCAGCUCGGGCCUGCCAAGGGAGCCAAGCCACCGCCGCCGCCCGGCCUCGUCCCGGCCCAGCCUUCUGCUCUCGGGGGACAUGCGGGAGAGAGAAUGAACCAGAGCGACACGUUGGUGCAUCUGUUUGCUGGAGGGUGUGGGGGAACUGUUGGAGCAAUUCUAACAUGUCCACUAGAAGUUGUGAAAACAAGGCUACAGUCCUCCUCUGUGACACUCUACAUCUCUGAAGUACAGCUGAACACAAUGACUGGGGCUAGUGUCAACCGGAUAGCUAGAGUCUCUCCUGGACCUCUCCAUUGUCUGAAGAUGAUCUUGGAAAAAGAGGGUUCUCGUUCUUUGUUCAGAGGAUUAGGCCCAAAUUUAGUAGGAGUGGCCCCUUCCAGAGCAAUAUACUUUGCAGCUUAUUCCAAUUGCAAGGAAAAAAUGAACAAUGUAUUUGAUCCUGAUUCUACCCAAGUUCACAUGAUCUCAGCUGCAAUGGCAGGUUUUACUGCAAUUACGAUGACCAACCCCAUUUGGCUCAUAAAAACUCGGUUACAGCUUGAUGCAAGAAACCGUGGAGAAAAGCAAAUGAGUGCUUUUGAAUGUGUCCGUAAAGUGUAUCAGACAGAUGGACUUAAAGGAUUUUAUAGAGGCAUGUCUGCUUCAUAUGCUGGCAUAUCUGAGACUGUUAUUCAUUUUGUUAUUUAUGAAAGUAUUAAGCAAAAGGUACUGGAACAUAAGACUGCUUCUAAUAUGGAAGAUGAGGAGGAUUCUGCAAAAGAACCUUCAGAUUUUGUGGGAAUGAUGUUGGCUGCUGCCACCUCUAAAACUUGUGCCACAUCUAUAGCGUAUCCACAUGAGGUUGUAAGAACAAGGCUACGUGAAGAGGGAACAAAAUAUAGAUCUUUCUUCCAGACACUAUCUUUGGUUGUUCGAGAAGAAGGCUAUGGGUCUCUCUACCGUGGUCUAACAACACAUCUGGUCAGACAGAUUCCAAACACAGCUAUAAUGAUGGCCACCUAUGAACUGGUCGUCUACUUACUCAAUGGAUAGCAGUAUUUUGCUGCAAUCCUAGGAAGGGGGAAGACCAAAAGAUUGCAGUGGACCAUCGAAUGUCAGAGCCAGCUUGGUGGACAGAAGAAAAAUCAUUCGGGAACAUAUAGCUAUGCCCUAAAAGGAUGAAAGGUGUAGGAAUCAAUGCAAUCCUGCUACCUUAUUUGACCUUUUUGGGUAAUGUAACAAAACCUGGGGCAGCUCUUAAGGGAAUGCCUUUAAAUAUUCCAUUUUUCAAAAUUGCCAUUUUCUCUAAUAUGCGCCCAACACAGUUAAAUUCUGAUUCCUAGUAAGGUGGGAGUGUCUAAUGUUUUUACUCCAUGAGUACUUUCCAAGUGAUGCCUCCAGUAAACAUUAAUUGUACUUUACUGUUAUCAAAAGAUAGAGUUGGAUACAACCCGGAUUUCUACUUGUAUGUGUUCAACUCUAUAUUAAAUUUUGAGUUAAAUUUUAAAAAUUAUGCUUCUGAGUACCAUUUCCAUGUUAUCUUUUGAUAAGGUCAUCAGAUCUUGUGGCCUAAAAAUGAACUAUUUCUCAGAAUAGUCAUCUAUAUGGUAACUGGUAAAAUGUCUAAAAAGGAUAUAUUGAAUCCUUUAAUAUUCAAUUUUUUUUUAAUUUCCAUUUGUGCCAGCUCUUGAUUUUGAGCAAAAUGAGCCUUUUAAAUACCUCUGUAGUAAAUACACUUCAAGUAAUAGGUAUGCUUUCUUGCAGCAGAUUAUGGAUCCACCUAGGUUGAUUUUUUUUUUUAAUGAACCACAGAAAAAUUGAUUGUUGACUAUUUUAGUGAAUACAUUAUGUCCUGAAAUCUUCCCUACAUUGUAAUAUAUGAAAACAAGAAAUAAGAUUCUUUCAAAAAUAAUUUGCUGGACCUAGGUGUCAUUUAAUUCAAGGGGAAAAUAUUUUAACACUUCUGAAUUUUGUUGUUUCUUGUUUUUAUGGCUGUGUCCCUAUAUCUUAAGAACUUGAAACUUUGAUUUCUAGCACAAUGCAGUCUUCAUCUAGUUAAUGGAGAAAAUGGUAAUUAAGAAUGUUUUAAAGCAUUUCCCUUACAUAUUAUAUCCCUUCUUUUUAAAGAGCAAUUUUGUGUUAAACUGUGGCAACACAAACAUUAAAAAGGGGCCCCUAACAUCUGACUUGCAGGUAGUAAUUUUAUUGACUUAGUUUUGUAAAUGAUAUUUACAGAUUGCAUUUGACAAGAGAAGUUCAUUCUGUAAUAAUUUACUGAGUGACAAAUUAUAAGAUAUUAAGGUUCAAUGUGCUAACAGUAUGUAGCUUUAUCAUUGCUAUUAGACUUCUCAAUUGCACCUUUUAAUACUUAAAUACGGUUUAUAUCUAUGUGGCCCUUGACAAAGAUGUUUACUAUAAUUUUGUCAGCAGACUUCUCCAUAUGGAUGUUCCUGCACUGGUUUAUAAAAGAGUGCAAUUAAUCUCCAGUGUGACAUUUCAGUAUACAUAGGACUGUAAGUUUUGUGCAAUGGCUUUAUCUUAAGAACGACUCCUUAUGCACUUUGUGGCCUUUUUUGUGGGCUGGAAGGGGGGAACCUUGUGAUUUUUUUCCUUGUUAGGAUUUUAAAAUAUUGGUAAUGAAUAUUAGACAGUGUUUAAAACAUAAUUUAAAUUGUUCACAAAGUAUUUUUUCCUGAUUCCCAUAUACUACAGGAGAAACUAUGUCCCAUCUAUUUACUCAUGGAAUGUGUUGUAUAUCAUUUUGGAGUUACAUAUGUUAUAUAUAUAGUUUUUCUUGUAAAAGCUUCUGAUGUCCUCUCUUCGUUGGUAGUGUCCUUCCUACUGAGCAAUUUCAGUGAGCCGUUGCAAGGUUCAAUAUAGAAAUGUUUGAUAGCAGUUUUCCUCUGCUAUCAUCAGUGAAGCACAGUGAUCUCCUAAUUUUCCUUUGACUUUAAGAACUGGACGUUUCUGAGGUGCUUGGAUUAGAAAAUAGAGUAUUCCAGUCUGUUUGGAAACAAAAAGUGAAUUAAAUGUAAUAACAAUUAAUAUACUUUGAAGUAAUUUUUCCUUUGAUGUAUUUAUUGAAAAACACUGAAAAAGAGGGUUUUCUAACUCAGAUUCAUAGACAAAGUCUACAUCAUGAAUGUAUUCUAACCUUUCUGGUGCCACGUAUGCUACCUAAUUACAGUGCCAUAUGUCCCAUGAGUGAAACACAAACACUAAUUGAAUUGAAUGUGGAACAGAGGCUCCUCCAAUCAUAAUGGGAUUCAACAAAUAGCUAAUUGAUAAUAACAACAAAAGUGAUAGCUAAGCAAAACCUUAGUUACUUCAAAUUAAGAGAUGAGUGCCGUUUAAGGAUUAAAAACAAGUCUAAUCCUGUAUAAAUCAAAUUUGCUUUUAAUGCAUGCAUACAUACAACUUAGUAUUAUUUAUGCAACAAAAAAGAUAGUGUGACCUUUUACUAUAUUGUACUAAUAAGAGAACAACAACAAUGAAUUCUAAUUCUGAUUGAUCGUUCUUAUUGUCAGAUUUUCCAAAGCACAAUCUCCAGAAGGUCAGUUUAUGUGUGGAGAUCUGUUAGGUUAAAUUAUGUAUGAAAUAUGUAUAUAAACAUUCUGUUUACCAAAGGCCUGUUAAAAGUUUCCACCUCUUUUGGUUUUUAUUGAUUUUAAAUGUAGAAACAAUUUGUCAUGGUAUCAGAGUUUUUGAAAUAACUUUUUUUCCCCCAUGUUUUACCAUGUCUCAUAUUCUGUCAUCCAUUUGCCAUUAGAUCAUAAAAUAUGACUUCUGGGAUACAGACAGCCAAUUAGCAUUCUUCAGAAUGUACCUAUUUAUAUGUAACCCUCAUGGAAAUUUAGUAUAUAUAUAUAUAUAUGUGUGUGAUUAUAAGUGAAACAUAAAUCCUGGAAUAACAUUCUGUAGUACUCUAAUAGAACAGUAGAUGGGACUCUAGUAUAUGCUGGGUCAUAGAAACAGAUGCCAGAGUUUUAUUGUCCAAAGUUGAACUUUAUUAGUUACGAUCAUGGUAUAUGAAUCCAUGAAAAAACUGUACCACCAAAAGCUUUUUCUUCUCAUUAUGGAUAAGACUUUGCAAAAAAACCUUACAAAGAGUGGCACCCCAAAAAGUAAUAACUUGAAACCACAAUUAAAAAAUAUCAAUAGAUUAUGUAAUGGCAUUGACUCCUUAUAAAUCCUGAUACAAAAUAUGAAACAGCGUUAAUAUAUUAGGACCAGCAGAGUUUGGGUAUGAAAAAUGGUGUUUAAUCUACCUUUAUUUGAAGUAUAAGUAUUUCUUUAAAGUUUUUAAAAGAGACUUAAACUUCGAAAAAAAAAAGACAAUUCAUGUAUGUUACAAUUAUUAAUUUUUUAAGUUAAUCCAGCCAAGAUACCCCUUCAUCUUUUGGCAUUUUUAGUUGUUCACAUGACCCUCUCCAAUUCUAUUAGUACCAUAGGGAUGCCUUUUGUGAUAGCACAUUUCAUCCCUUUCCUGUUCCAGCAUUGAUCAUGACUUUUAACAUUCCUGAGACAUUACUUCCAAAGAAUUUAAAUUGGGAAAAGACUUUUGUAUAAAACUCUUUUAAAAUGAGCCCUGAAAUACCAUUGGGUAAAUAAUGUAUUCUUUCUUUCUGCCCAUCCCAUCCCCUCUUGCCUGUCCUUCAUGUUACUUCUGUGCUCAUUUUUAUACUAGUCCUUCCAGGACGUAAAAAUUCUAGUAUCACUUAUGAGUUUGUAUAGCUUUUUUUUCUUUACCCCUACAUAUGUGAAUUUUAAAAUUAUGACCCAUCAGUCAUAUCUAAAUAGUCGACUCCAUGAAAGUUGAAAUACUUUGACAUUCUUGUGAGGUUUACUAUUCUUGCAUCUAUGUAAGUGGCUGUAAAUUGUGUGCAUAUACUCUAUAUUUAUGUUAUCUAGCUGACUUUUAUUUGGACUGUUAAAAUUCAAAAAUUAAAAUGCUUACGCAAAUA
Molecule: messenger RNA, 5221 nt
Organism: Trichosurus vulpecula (common brushtail)
Lineage: Eukaryota; Metazoa; Chordata; Mammalia; Diprotodontia; Phalangeridae
Gene: SLC25A36
Product: solute carrier family 25 member 36
Exons: 7
Coding region: 369-1310 (313 amino acids)
Biological process (GO): pyrimidine nucleotide import into mitochondrion
Cellular component (GO): mitochondrion
Molecular function (GO): pyrimidine nucleotide transmembrane transporter activity
Source: RefSeq, a predicted model, not a curated record